UACAAAAGAUCAAGAACAUAAAUUUAGUCGUCUUUUAAACGUUGAACACUCAAUUUGAUAAUCUUCAACACUAGAGUAAACAAAUACAACAAUGACGAGAUCGGUGAUAAAUUAUACACAUUUGUUAGGGAUCGUUUUAAGUCUCAUGCCAUGUUGCUGGACAUAUGAAGUGCCUAAAGCCACAAUUAAAGUAUUCUAUCCCAAAGGUUUUGAGGUGUCCAUACCAGAUGAAGAGGGUAUAACAUUGUUUGCCUUUCAUGGCAAAUUAAAUGAAGAAAUGGAAGGUUUGGAGGCAGGAACUUGGGCUGUUGAUAUUGUAAAGCCCAAAAAUGGACGUUGGAUAUUUAGGGAUCGCAUUACUCAGCUUAAAUUUGGUGAUACCUUGUAUUACUGGACCUAUGUUAUCUACAAUGGUUUGGGCUAUCGUGAAGAUAAUGGUGUGUAUGUGGUGCAGCAGUAUGCUAAUACAACAGCAACAACAACUACUACUACAGCUGUAACGGAUAUACCAACAAAAACCACUACCUGUAGUUCAGCGGUGACCAUGGUUAAUGGAGCUCCAGCACUCUGUAGUGGUCAAAUUAUAUUUAAAGAAAAUUUCGAAGGCCAUAGAUUAGAUUCUAACCACUGGUCCCUAGAGAGACGUAUACCUCAACAACCCGACUAUGAAUUCAAUAUGUAUCUGGAUGAUGUGUCAGAUGUUUUGCAAGUAGACGGUGGUAUGUUGACCAUUAAACCCAAACCCACCAGUCAACAUUAUCAUGCUGAUGUUCUUAAGAAAACCUUUUCGUUGGGUUCAAAAUGCACCGGUAAAUUGGAUACAGAUGAGUGUGUGUUUCAUCCUAAAACGCAAAAUAAAUUAAAUCCCUUGAUAACGGCGCAAAUCACUACUAAAGGUAAAUUUUCUUUUAAAUAUGGCAAAGUAGAGAUAAAAGCUAAAAUGCCUGGCGCCAUGUGGGUGUAUCCACAACUAUGGCUAGAGCCCUCAAAGCACACUUACGGUACAAGUGAAUAUCAUUCGGGACAAAUGCGUGUGGCUCAUACUAUAGCCAAUGGAGAAGAGGUAAUGCUGCAUGGUGGUUUGCUCUUAAAUGCCAAUGAACCCUGGCGUUCGGCAAAAAUGUGCGAAUAUCAAUUUAAACAACUUAAUUUAACGCAUGACUUUCAUUUAUACGAACUAAUCUGGACCCCAGAUUCAAUCACUGUAGCGGUAGAUGGUCAAGAAUAUUGUUGCAUCAAAAUUACCGAUGACAAACAAGCCUUUAAAAAUCUUCAUUUAAAUAACCAGUAUUUACCAAAUCAGGAUCUUUUGAAUGCUGGUUCCAAUUGGGCUCCUUUUGAUGAGGAAUUCCAUUUGACCUUGGGCUAUGGCAUUGGCGGUAAUAAUGUCUUUAAAGAUGAGUUCCACUGGAAAGAGGAAAAGCCCUGGCCUAAUACUGAUCCUCGUUCGAAGAAUAAAUUUUGGAAAAAAAUUUCCAACAAUUUGAAUUGGUUAAGUAAUGGUGAUUUGCGAGUGGAUUUUGUUAAAGUAUAUGCCGUGUGAUUAAGAUCAAAAUUUUGUUAAUUGAUUUAAUUUUUUUUUAAUAUUUUUACUAAUAAAAAAUAUGUGAUAAAAA
Molecule: messenger RNA, 1616 nt
Organism: Lucilia sericata (common green bottle fly)
Lineage: Eukaryota; Metazoa; Arthropoda; Insecta; Diptera; Calliphoridae
Product: gram-negative bacteria-binding protein 3-like
Exons: 1
Coding region: 92-1543 (483 amino acids)
Biological process (GO): carbohydrate metabolic process
Molecular function (GO): hydrolase activity, hydrolyzing O-glycosyl compounds; carbohydrate binding
Source: RefSeq, a predicted model, not a curated record